Messenger RNA from Cucumis melo (muskmelon), 1396 nucleotides. RefSeq lists its product as uncharacterized. Lineage: Eukaryota; Viridiplantae; Streptophyta; Magnoliopsida; Cucurbitales; Cucurbitaceae. The coding region runs from base 94 to 1113 and encodes 339 amino acids. The record is from RefSeq and is a predicted model, not a curated record. Gene Ontology annotation, biological process: cell surface receptor signaling pathway. The transcript is spliced from 5 exons.
GCCCAAGCUUCCAAACAUCUCCCAAGUUUCUGCUAUAUCAGUUAAUAAUUAUAUAUUUUUGAGAGAGAGGGGUAAUCGAUCUUAAAAAUAAGAAUGGUGGAGAAGGAUUUGUUAGGCGGAGCAGCUGUGGGUGCUUUAUUGGCACAGUUGCUGAAUGAGGUUAUGAAAUUGAUUGAAAAAGCCGUUCAUUUCAAACCUGAGCUUGAAGGACUCAAAUCACAGGUUGGGUUUUUAAUGCGAUUAAUGGAUCAGGUGGAUGAGCUUGGUGAGGAUUUCAAGCUUCGGUAUUUUGAUCAAACCUUGAAGUUGAAGAUACUCAUAAAUAAAGGUAAGCAACUUAUUGAAGAAUGCAAUGAUGUUGCCAUACAAAGUACUCUCUCCAGGUACUCCAAGAUCCCACGUUACACAAAAAAGCUUCGAAAAUUGGAUGCUGAACUUAAAAGCGCUCAAAGCAAUUUGAUGUUGGCAUUAAGUGUACAACAAUUACUAGCUUUGGAAAGAAAUUAUAAUAAUAAUGGCCGAACCCAAAUCCUCGAUAAACGACCAUUUAGGAGCGAGGGUGGGAGUACUAAUAAUGAAUAUAAAAUCAAGCUGCCCUUGCUGUUUUAUCACGACAAGAGACUCAAAGGGAAAGCCGGUGCAAAUUUUGUUGAUGCUUUUGUUGGAAGAGCAGUAGAACACAUUAAGGACGACCCAAAGGAAGGGAUUGAGGGAAGAAUUGAAGAGAAGAUAAAGAAGUGGGGGGAAGGUAGAUUUGAGAAGAUAUUUCAUCGCACAUUUGAAACAACUAUUGUAGCAGCCGAAGAAAAACUUCAUAUAUGGUUUGCUUGUAAUUUGUCAACUACAAGAGAGAAAGGUGAAAAUAUUGAAACAGUAGCAGUAGCUGGUGUUUUAUUUGUAUCUUCAGCAAAGCUUGCAUUCUGCAGUCUCAAACCUACUCCACAAUAUCUCAAGGUAGUUAUGCCAUUUGAGUUACUAAAAGGCUUUAAGUUUGAUGAAGAUCAAAAAUACAUACGAGUCAUCGCCAUUGAUGACCAGAAAUUUGAGUUCAUGAAUUUCCGGAACUACAAUGUCGCUAAAGAAGGCAUCCAACACAUUCCAAUUGCUCGCUAGCUCUACAAACUUUCUCUGCAUGCCUUUAUUCUUGGGUUGAAAAACUUCAAGAGAAUUUAUGAGCAUCUUUGUCACUUUGAAAUUUCAAGAGAUUGUGACUAUGUUCAUGUCCUGAUAUUUCAAAAGAGACUUAUUCCAUAUAUAUGUUUGUUUUUCUCUGUAUAAUUAAUUUUAGGAGGUAUGUGAUUAUGUUUCUAUCCUGAAAUUUUAAGAGGUUUAUCAAUAAUGUUUGCAUCUUGGAAUUUUAAGAGAUUUAUAUAUGAAGAUGUUUGUGAUUGUUAAA